Pieris rapae (cabbage white) is the source of this 1986-nucleotide messenger RNA. RefSeq names its product protein unc-119 homolog (gene unc-119). NCBI's taxonomy places the organism in Eukaryota, Metazoa, Arthropoda, Insecta, Lepidoptera, Pieridae. Gene Ontology annotation, cellular component: cilium. Gene Ontology annotation, molecular function: lipid binding. Gene Ontology annotation, biological process: lipoprotein transport; cilium assembly; nervous system development. The coding region runs from base 204 to 851 and encodes 215 amino acids. The transcript is spliced from 3 exons. The record is from RefSeq and is a predicted model, not a curated record.
AAUUUAAAAUCAAAGUAUAUUUUGCAGGGUUGAUUUAUUUUCAAAAUUAUUUUGUUUAGUUGGCUUAACAGACCUAAUUUAAUAUAGACAUUUAAAACUUAUGCCAUUUAGAUUUACCAUAAAUAAAUCUAGUAUAAAGCCUAAUUUACUAUAAAAAUAUGUGUUAAAUUAUUUUCGUUUUUAGCUGCCCUCAAAUUAUUUUCAUGAAAAUGAGUUUGGUAGGAAAGAAAUGUGAAUCAAUAUCCCUUGUUGAAGCAAGUAGAGAUGAAAUCCUUAGUGAAGUUACUCCGGAUGAUGUUUUGAAGUUAGACAAAAUUACAGAUACCUACUUAUGUAGCCCUGAGGCAAACGUAUACGAUAUAGAUUUUACGAGAUUUAAAAUUCGUGAUUUGGAAACGGGUACGGUUCUUUUCGAGAUUGCUAAGCCCCCAACAGACUUUGGUGUCGAUAAUGAGGGCGGUGAAGAUGGAUCUGAUGAUCCGUUGGACCCUAAUGCCGGGCGAUUCGUACGAUACCAAUUUACGCCGCAGUUUUUAAAGUUGCGAACCGUUGGUGCCACAGUUGAAUUUACUGUUGGGGCAAGACCAGUUAAUCACUUCAGAAUGAUAGAAAAGCAUUUCUUUCGGGAAACACUACUGAAAACAUUUGAUUUUGAAUUUGGAUUCUGCAUUCCAUUUUCAAGAAAUACCUGUGAACAUAUUUAUGAGUUUCCUACUCUUCCACCAGAUCUUGUUGAAGAAAUGAUUGCUGCCCCAUUUGAAACUUGCUCAGACAGUUUCUACUUCGUUGACAACCAUCUUGUAAUGCAUAACAAAGCUGAUUAUGCCUACAAUGGAGGAAUAAACAAUUGAACUAUACAUUUAAUUUGUUUUGGCACUAAAUUAUUAAGUACUUGGAGUCCUACAAGUACAAAACUUAAAAAUGUGUGAUAUUAUUUCAUGUAUAAUUACUAAAAAUUUUAAGCACUUAUUACUAAUUCCUACCUAGUUCUGGACAACAAUUGUGAUAUAAAAUAUAAGUAAGUUUGAUGACAUCUUUAGAAAUAAAAUUUUCUGUUAUAAAGAAAUUAAUUACAAUUGUUGGGAACAAGGUAAAGGAAUGUGUAAUUUUACACUUUGUGGAUUUUACUGUUUGGUACACUUGCACUCAAUGUUUCAACACUGUUUUUAACACUUAAAAGUUUGUGAGAGACCUAGUCAUAUAAUAGUAAUGACUUUUGGGAUGUAUAAGUGUGUGAUUACAUACAGGGAGUGAUAAUAGAUCUUUUAUUAUAUAUAGCAAAUUAUUUUCAGGUGUAUCAUAUAAUCUUAUUUUACAAAGGUCAUUUUAAAUUGUAUGACUCUUCUGUCUAAUACUACUGAUAAAACUAAUCUGAAUAUAUUUGGAUUAAAUUUAAAUAAUCAUUAAUGAUGUAAACAGCUACAGUUGACUCAACACAAUGUAAAGAUAACAGUAAUAAAAAAAAAUGUGAUCUAAUUACUGUGCCCCUUAAACUAUGUUAGCUGGUGUUAGUAGGUUUCUAGUAUAAGUUAACUUAAAUCAUAUUCAUAUGUAUAAGGCACAUAUUACCAUAUUUAUUUUAGAUGUAUUGGCACUGCAUAUUAAGUUUAUGAGUUAAUAUCGUUCUUCAAUAUAACACUAAGAAACAUUAAGAACUUAUCAGGCCUAACCAUAAUAGAACUGUCAAGCCAUAAUAAGAACAACAUGUUUAUUUUAUAUUGAUAUUGAUAUCAACAACUUCUUGAUUAUGAUGAAAAAGGUACGGCUAAUGUAAAUUUGAUCUCAUAGGCUGGUAAGAUAUAAUGCCGUCCACUUAUGUCCAACAAGGCUUUAAGGUGGAAUAAAAAAUUUACCAAAUAUGUGUUCAGUGUUAGUAUUAUUUAAUUUGUCAUUAAGUGUGAAUAAAUAUUUGCAAUAAUCACCACAAUAGUGGUUAUUAUGUAAAGCUUGAUUGAUUUUGAUUGAAAUAAAUGAUAACUGGUUUUA